Microbotryum saponariae is the source of this 442-nucleotide messenger RNA. The record is from the annotation of a GenBank genome assembly. Lineage: Eukaryota; Fungi; Basidiomycota; Microbotryomycetes; Microbotryales; Microbotryaceae.
AUGCAAUUCUUCGGCGUGCAGCAUCUUGAGGGCUUUGAUCUGGAUUUGGGCCGAUUUCCGCACCUCUUCGACCGAGUUGCCCACGACGGUAACCGCUGCCCUCGACUUGGCCAACCUCUCCACGUCGGUGAGCUUGAGGUCGUCUUCGUCGUCCUCGUCGUCCUCAUCCUCCUCCUCGUGGCCGAUGCCGUUGUUGGCGGUAUGAUCGUUGUUGUUGGUCUGUUCGUCCAGCUCGGCCGCGGCCUUCAGGUUGCGGAUUGAGUCUGGCUUGGGCCCACUGUGACUCUCACGUGGCGCACUGACCGACUUGCGCGGGGCGCCGUUAACCUUCGCGCGCUGGAGCUGCAGUUGCUCGGCGAUCCUCGACAGGCUGUCGAUGAUGUCGUCCGUCUCCUGGGGUUUCCCCUCGGGCAAGGCGGAGAAGGUCGCUGGGGCGGCAUGA